UAAUAUAUGUAAUACCAAGACCCAUUAGAAGUAAUUUCAUUCAAUUCUAGAUAAUAAGAUAAUCAAGUAAGGAACAAGAGUCAAUGUAUUCCUGGUUGAAGAAAUAAGAGCCAUCUUUUUUGAGUCUUUGUAUCAAUCCUCAAUGAAGGAUUAAGCAUCAUUUAUUUCAAGAAAACUACGAGAGAGAUUUGGAUGCUAUUGGUUUGUCUUCAUGUGGGAUGAAAGAAGAGAAAAUGCCAAUCCUUUUUACACUAAUAAUAUGGACUUGGUCUUUCAAUUUAAAGUAAUCAAUAAUUUGAAUUUAUUAAAAAGUGGUUAGAUUGGCAUGUACUAAUCUAUGGAAUCGAUCCGAGAAUGUAUCGAUGAC
Paramecium octaurelia is the source of this 367-nucleotide messenger RNA. NCBI's taxonomy places the organism in Eukaryota, Ciliophora, Oligohymenophorea, Peniculida, Parameciidae. The record is from the annotation of a GenBank genome assembly.